UGAUAUAAUUUGAGAGUAAAAUAUAUUAUUAUGUAAAAUCGCCGGCCGGCGGCAGUCGGUGCGGGUUCACCAUAGAAAGAACACGUCGCCUCGAUCACGUGGUUCUAGUGACCCUGACCUCGGUCUCAGCUGACAUCAAAAUAAUCAACAAAAACAAUGACUUCAAUAGAUUACUCCAAAGUGCCAAUACAGGAGAAAUCCCUGUACACACCACCGUUAGCAGAAGUGGCUGAAGUAUUAUCUCGUGGUCUCCGCAACACGUUCGAGUCGGUCAGCGUCUCUGCAGAAGAAUGUCCAGACCUCAGAAAAGCACCAUUUGAUCUGACCACUCCAGGGUUGUCAGGCAAUGCGAAGCUCAUCGAGCUGGGUGGUCCCCCGUACUUGGUGCCGCUGGUGCAGCGCGACAAGAUCUACGACCUGGCGGCGCUGCUGCGGCACCUCGCGCGCGACCCCGCGCUGCUGGCCGGCGCGGGUGCGGGACCCUGGCCGUACAUUGGCGUUAACUGUGAGGGUAUCAUAAACAUGGCAGUCCGCGACGGCUCAGUGGAGCAAGGCACGCGCAUCGUGUCGAUCACGCCGGUGGGCGCGGCCAAGGGCAGCGGCCACUUCCUGCAGCAGCAGCUGCCGAACAACGAGACCAGAACCGCGCUGCUCGGGAACUACUUGCUGUCGGAGGGAAAACCUGGCAUGGUCAUAAAAGUAGAAGUUAAGAAACGUAUUGGACCAUCAAACUUCAUCACAGCAAUCAGAGAAACUUUGAAAGAACAUUACGGAGACAAAGUUGUCGGUCUGGGCGGCGCGUUCGUGCUGCGCGCGGGCAAGGUGAAGCACCACGUGAUGCCGGACUUCUCCGCCAGUCCGCUCUGCACCGACUCGGACGUGGACGCGUGGCUGCACUAUUUCGAGAUGACCGCGCCCAUCAUGCACGUGGGCACGCUGGUUACCGGCGAUAUGGGCCUGGACCUGCGCGUGCAGCACUUCCACGGGUACAGCGCGCACGGCGAGGGCGGGCACUACCACUACGACACGACGCCGGACGCCGCGCACUACGAGGGCUACUUCGUGCUCGCCGACAGCGUUGUGCGGGUCGACCGCCCGGAGGCCACGCACGCUAUUGGACGCGAUUGAUUGCGUUUUUAGAUGAUAUUUUUUACAUAUUUUUAUAUUCAUUUUAAGUUUAGAAUUGCGUAAACGAUAAACUUUUUUAAAAGCCUUGAAAUAAAGUGAAUGUGUUCAUUACAAUUGUAAGGCAUUUUACAAAUAUGUUUGAGGCGAAUUGUACAUUGUAAAUACUCUAGAAUCUAUAUACGUAAUAGAGAAAUGAUCUGUUAAAUGUUAAUAAAGUACUUUACUAUUGUUA
This is a messenger RNA of Colias croceus (clouded yellow), 1360 nucleotides long. RefSeq names its product ester hydrolase C11orf54-like. Lineage: Eukaryota; Metazoa; Arthropoda; Insecta; Lepidoptera; Pieridae. Bases 157 to 1128 code for a protein of 323 amino acids. Gene Ontology annotation, molecular function: zinc ion binding; hydrolase activity, acting on ester bonds. Gene Ontology annotation, cellular component: nucleus. The record is from RefSeq and is a predicted model, not a curated record. The transcript has 8 exons.